This is a messenger RNA of Corvus hawaiiensis (hawaiian crow), 3156 nucleotides long. RefSeq names its product cysteinyl leukotriene receptor 2 (gene CYSLTR2). Gene Ontology annotation, cellular component: plasma membrane. The transcript has 2 exons. NCBI's taxonomy places the organism in Eukaryota, Metazoa, Chordata, Aves, Passeriformes, Corvidae. Bases 276 to 1220 code for a protein of 314 amino acids. Gene Ontology annotation, molecular function: G protein-coupled receptor activity. Gene Ontology annotation, biological process: G protein-coupled receptor signaling pathway. The record is from RefSeq and is a predicted model, not a curated record.
UUGGGUGAAAGUAACGAAAGAUUGCCGUGUGACUGCUAGCACCAGUCCCUGAGCUGAGAACAUUUCUCUUUUAAGAAUAUGUAAGAACUUUUAACCAGGAUUUACUUCCCUUUACCCUGUUCAUGGUUUUUCUUUGGCUUCUGCAGUAGUAGUACUUGGUUUUUGCAUCAAGUUUUUGUGGGUUUCCUUUCCAUUAAAAAUCCUGAAGUCUCUGAGCAACAGCAAGCAGAAGAAGGAAAUACCGAACACACCAGAAGGCGCAUGAGCUGAGAAAAAUGGAGACGCUGGCUCAGACUACGAACAUCUCCAAGGUGGUGCUAGAUGGCAGCUUCACUAACAGCUCCUCCAACUGUACAGUUGACGACUUCAAACAAGUAAUUUAUCCCAUCAUGUAUCUCUUUAUCUUCUUCCUGGGCACUGUUGGAAACGGCCUCUCCAUUUAUGUUUUCUUCCAGACUUCACGAAGGACCUCAGUAAACAUUUACAUGCAGAACUUGGCUAUUUCAGACCUCAUGUUUGUGAGCACUUUGCCCUUUCGGGCCACAUAUUUCCUCUUGGGAUCACGUUGGAUAUUUGGUGAUAUUGUCUGCAGGAUCAUGACUUACACCUUGUACGUGAAUAUGUACUGCAGCAUUUAUUUCCUCACCGUGCUCAGUGUGGUUCGUUUCAUAGCCAUCGUCCACCCGUUCAAACGCGGAAACCUGACCAACACGAAGUAUGCCAGGAUAACCUGCGUGGCCAUAUGGAUCUUCGUGCUGGCAGCCGCCAGCCCUCUCUUAAACAAGGGAGUUGCUGGCUACAGCAACCCUGUCAAAUGCUUGGAUCUCCACCCCUCCAGCACACACAGGCUCCUCAUGAUGAACUGCUUUGUCCUCGUCGUGGGCUUCAUUCUGCCGUUCUGCACAAUUGUGUUCUGCUAUGUCUUUGCCAUCAGAGCGCUGCUCAAGUCCAGGGCUCUGCAGAGCAAGAGGGCGAUCUGUCACAAGAAGGCACUGUUAACCAUUAUCAUCAGUCUCAUCUUCUCCCUCAUCUGUUUCCUGCCCUAUCACGUCCUGCGAACUGUCCACCUGAUGUACAGCAGCUGCAGCCAGGCCAACCUGCACAAAGCGCUGGUGGUCACUCUCUGCCUCGCUGCCAUGAACAGCUGCCUUGAUCCCAUCCUCUAUUACUUUGCUGCUGAAAAUUUCAAAGCAAAAAUCAGAAGUCUGUGCUGCAGGUAGCUGGUGAAGAAUUGCAUAACAAUAUAUGCGUGGUCCAGAUGGGAUAAUUAGACUGGGCUCAUACUAUCCAAUGACAGGCUGUGUUCAGACAGUGCGAUUCCCUACAGAUUCACAGUAGCCUGCCAGUUCCCCUUGCAAACACUGGCAAAGGGGUUGCACAUUAAAGAAAUGUAAAGCAUCAAUGAUGCUUUCUGCUGAGACUGACUUAAAAAGCAGGAAGAGAAGCAAACAGGACCUAGCACCGGCUCAGGCUGCUCGGAAGUCACUAACAUUUCUAAAUUUUCCACUCUGAGCCAGCCACAAAGGUAUUCUGCUUAACAUUUUCAUGGAUUGUCAAGUGAGAGAAUGAUUUCAAGUAAGUGGCAUCAGCAUGGAGUGUUGUGAGUAAGAUGACUGCUGGCAGUGAGGGCAGGAUGCAGGCGCCCAGAGCACUGGGCUGCAUCCUGCAGCUCUUCAUGUGGCGUCAAUUCCUUCAAGGUCAUUGCAACGCUUUGUUUUUAUGCCCAGUGUUGCCAGUGCUUUUCAGAAAGCUGAGGCUAAGCACUUCCUUUCCCAUGCAGGGAUCCAAAGACAAACUUUUAAAAUUAUUUUAGUCCAAACAGGUAGCUAGGGAGUGGUUUCCUCUGCACAGGUAAAUCAGUCUGACAGAAAACUGCUACCAAAGACAUCUCCAAUCCCUCAUCUUCUGUCUCCUCUGAGGCGGAAACUGAUCCCUUUUUUCAUAGGAUUAACUUCCAGUUGGUUUGAAUUUCCUUACAUCAAACAUGAACGAAUGCAACAAGAAAGCACUAACCCAGGUACAGGAAGAAAGAUGGGCAACAGAGAAGGUGGAGGAGAGCAUUUUUAGAAAGCAAUGGGAAGCUACUUCUGUGUGUACUUUGGAAAAUUUCAUCAAAUGGCUGUGUUUUUAAGUCUCUGAAUAUUUUCUAAAAUAUGUUCUCUAAAAAUCAGACCUAAGUGAAAACAGGCUCCAAACUCAUUUUGACCAUAUUUAGAUUUUGGUUUUAAUUACCUCAUCGUUUACUAAAAACAGACAAGAAAUUUAGUCAUAUUUUCCAAGAAAGCAGCCAGUCUUAUAGGAAAACUAACAAAAAUGCUGAAAGCCUUCCCUCACUGUGAAAUUCAACCAAAGGAAGGUUUCUGCCUGUGAAGGUACUUCUCAAUGCUCUGAACUUUUUAUGGAGAAAGUACUUCACAAACUGAAUGUUACUGCUCCCAAACAAAAAUAACAGCAGCAAGCUAUUUUUAGCUCUGUCUGAAAUAUGCAGAAAACAAAUCAUUGCUGGUCAGGUGGAAAAGUGCUUGGCAAAACACUGGGAAAGGCACAUUUUUUUCUUGGCUAUCUAAGAGUUAUGUUCAAUCUAUUUCAGUCACUUGAUGCUGCCUUUGAUGUAAGCACAGAGUUUUAUCAGAAGUCUUCACUAAAGUUCAUGCUCCAAAUUCUUAUUUCAAUAAUGCAUCAGCAUACCUAAGAGCUGACCUAAUGAUGCCAUGUGAACUCCUUGAUCCCAUGCUAUUGGUGAAAAAGGGAGCAUUAGCAGUGGUUUGCAAUGGGAAUAUGAUUGAGAUGGUAACCUGUGCAGAUAUAGCAGGCACAUAAUUGGAAGGAAGGGGCAAACUCUUCUUCUGUGGUUUUCACCUGUCAGGAGCGGACCUGAGCAUCAACAAGUGACAAGCUUGAAGCCUCUCAUGAGAUACCAUACACUUCAAAUACUGCAAGAGAAUGCAAAAAAUUAGCCACAGUGUAUUCUCACCAACGUACUUCUGUCUGUAUCUGUCCAAUGCAUCCGAUUAUCAGAUAAUUUUGCAACAAAAGGAUAUAUGUAUCUCACUUAUGAAGUCACUUUUUUUUGUAUUGACCACGCUACAACUUUGUUGGCAAUUGAAUUAACUGGCAGACCUGUGUUUUAAUAAAGUAGAUUUACUUGUGGCUGAA